AUGAAAUCGGGAAAGGAGAAUGAUCCUGCAGAUGAUACCCUGAACAAGGUCAUAAAGGGGCCUUCACCUUUAUGGAUACGUUUUUGUAUGUGGAUCUUGAGAGUUUGGUUCUUCGUUUAUGAUUGUUUGAAUUAUAUUCCGUACCAACUUUUCAACUCCCCAGUGGAGAAACUGAGAAAGUCUGAAAGAGUCAAGGCUCGCUGGGUUGGAGAUAGGGAUGGACCAAUCAGACAUGUUGAAGGACACAAGAGUGAAGAUUUCCCAGGCAAAAAUACAGUUGACAAAUUGUGGCGUCAUAUUGUGGAGCUUCAUGGCGAUAAUCCAGCUCUAGGAACUCGUCCAUUACUUGAGGUUCAUCAGGAAAAACAAGAAGGUGGAAAAGUUUUCGAGAAGUGGGAGCUUGGAGACUACGAUUGGCUCACUUUCGCUGAAGUUGAAGAGAAAGUUGAAAAACUUGCUGCCGGUUUCAAAGAUCUCUCAGAAGAUUCGAACUCUAAGGUCGUCAUUUUUGCGGAAACUCGUGCCGAUUGGCUUAUCACUGCCUUGGCCUGCUUCCGCGCUAACAUCCCUGUUGUGACGGUAUAUGCAACUUUAGGAGAAGAUGCUAUCGCCAUCGCUAUUUCUGAAACUGAAGCCACCACCAUGGUUACUGCUGCUGAAUUAUUACCGAAAAUUGGAAACAUUGGCAAGAAGUGUCCUACUCUUAAGACUCUCGUGUACUUCCCACAAGUCAACAAAGAAGCCAAACUCACAGAUUUGACACCCUUCAGAGAACAGUUCACCCAUGUGUUGUCCCUGAAUGGAUUGGAAGACAGAAACAAGGCCGUUAUCAAAGAAUCAACAGCGAAACCGGAAGAUAUUGCACUCAUUAUGUACACUUCCGGAACCACUGGGGCUCCUAAGGGUGUCAUUCUUUUGCACAAAAAUGUUGUAGCCGCUGUAUGUGGUCAAGCAAACGGAGUUAACAUCGUGACAUCAAAUGAUGCUUACAUUGGAUACCUUCCUCUUGCUCACAUUCUUGAGUUAGACGCUGAACUGACUAUUUUGUCUCGUGGUGGAAAGAUUGGCUACUCUUCUCCUCUCACUCUUCAUGACAGAGCUAGUAAAAUUCAGAAGGGAACUCAUGGCGAUUGUCACGCUUUACGACCAACGUUGAUGGCAGCUGUUCCUGCUAUUAUGGAUAGAAUUUUCAAAGCUGUUUCCGAAGAAGUCGCCGCCAGUCCUAGGUUUAUGCAAGAGUUGUUCCGUCUCAAUUAUGAACGAAAAAGAGCUCGUUAUCUAGAGGGUUAUUGCUCUCCAUUCCUUGACAGAAUCGUGUUCAAGAAGAUUCGUCGGCUAUUGGGAGGUCGUCUGAAGGGAGUACUUUCCGGUGGAGCCCCUCUCAAUGCUGAAACUCAACGAUUUAUGAAUAUCUGCAUGUGUUGUCCUGUCAUUCAAGGAUACGGAUUGACUGAAACAUGUGGUGCUGCUUGUGUCGCUGAAAUUAGUGAUCUUAGUACUGGAACUGUUGGACCUCCAGUACGUUGUGCUGACAUUGUCCUUAGAGAAUGGAAAGAAGGAGGUUACUCCCCCUUCAAUGACCCUCCUCAGGGAGAAAUCCUCAUCUCUGGACCCCAUGUCUCUCCUGGAUAUUUCAAACAACCAGAAAAGACUGCUGAAGAUUUCAUUGAAUACAAGGGAGCUCGUUACUUCUGUACUGGAGAUAUUGGACAAAAGAGAGACGAUGGAUCUAUUCUGGUUAUUGAUAGAAAGAAGGAUUUAGUCAAGCUCCAACAUGGAGAGUACAUUUCUCUUGCUAAGGUUGAAUGUGCUCUUCUCAAUUGCCCAAUCGUUGAUAACAUCUGUGUCUAUGGAAGUGGAUUAGAAUCAUUCACCAUUGCUUUAGUUGUACCUAACCAGAAGCAUCUUGAGGCUAUCGCACAAGAGUUGGGAGAAACUUCUAAAGAUUUGGAAGCUUUGUGCUCUAACCGUAAAGUGAGAGAUGCCUUCCUCAAGAAAAUGCAAGAACACGGAGCUAGAAGCAAACUCUCCAGAACGGAAACUCCUGCGGCUAUCCACUUGUGUUCCGAAAUUUGGACCCCAGACAGUGGAUUGCUAACUGAAGCCUUGAAGUUGAAGAGAAAGCCAAUUCAGACAAGGUAUCAAAGUGUCAUCGAUGAUCUCUAUCGUAAGUAA
Messenger RNA from Auanema sp. JU1783, 2175 nucleotides. The record is from the annotation of a GenBank genome assembly. NCBI's taxonomy places the organism in Eukaryota, Metazoa, Nematoda, Chromadorea, Rhabditida, Rhabditidae.